Lactuca virosa is the source of this 1197-nucleotide messenger RNA. NCBI's taxonomy places the organism in Eukaryota, Viridiplantae, Streptophyta, Magnoliopsida, Asterales, Asteraceae. The record is from the annotation of a GenBank genome assembly.
AUGGCCUAUAACAACAUCAGUGGUAACAUACCACCAGAGUUUGCACAUUCAACUCAACUACAAAGGCUUGAUCUUUCUUCCAAUAAUUUGGUAGGUGAAAUCCCAAAGGAGUUUGGGAAGAUGAAAAGUAUGUUGAAUUUGUCCUUGGCUAAUAACCAACUUUCAGGUAUUAUACCUCCACAGCUCGGAUCUUUAGAACUCCUUGAAGUACUUGAUCUAUCUACAAAUAGAUUGAAUGGGUCAAUACCAACAAAAGCUGAUUUAUCUCAGAAUUUCCUCACAGAAGAGAUACCAUCUGAAGUUCAAAGUUUGAAAAAUCUACAAAAGUUGAAUCUUUCUCACAAUAGACUAUUUGGUUCUAUUCCUAACGAUUUUACAAGUUUGCCUAGUGGGAUUGACAUUGACCUGUCCAUAAAUAAGCUCACAGGUCCAGUUCCGCUUUGCUCCAACUUUGUGAAUGCAUCCUUACAAGGUAAUCCAGCUGUUAAGAAACUUCACUCAUCAUGUGAGAAUGUUGAUCAUACUGGAUUCCUUAAUGAGAUACGAGCAUUAACAAAAAUAAGGCAUCGAAACAUAGUAAAACUUUAUGGAUAUUGCGCACAUGCCCGCCACUCAUUUUUGAUUUAUGAAUACCUUGAAAAGGGAAGCCUUGGAUCAAUCUUAAGAAGUGAUCUUUUAGUAACAGAACUAGGUUGGUUGAAAAGGGUAAAUAUUGUAAAGGCUGUAGCUAAUGCUUUGGAUUAUAUGCAUCACGACUGCUCACCUCCUAUAAUUCAUAGAGACAUUUCCAUUGCCAACAUCCUUCUUGAUUCUGAUUAUGAGGCACAUAUUUCUGAUUUUGGCACAUCCAAGCUUUUAAAGCUAGACUCAUCCAAUUGGACCGCAAUUGCAGGCACCUAUGGCUAUAUCACGCCAGAGCUUGCUUAUACAAUGGUCGUGACCGAUAAAUGUGAUGUGUAUAGCUUUGGGAUUAUUGCACUAGAAGUGAUAAUGGGAAAGCAUCCUGGUGAACUACCAACAUUGUCUGCUGAUUAUCUGGUGUCAUCAAAUGUUGGAGAUAGUCGUAUUCCACUACCUUCACCACAAGUCGAGAAAAAAGUGAAUUUGGUACUGAAUCUCUCAAGAGCAUGUUUGAACUCGAAUCCAAAAGAAAAGCCAACAAUGCGCCAAGCUUCAAAUCUGUUGAUGAAGGCUUGA